Messenger RNA from Myzus persicae (green peach aphid), 2439 nucleotides. RefSeq lists its product as uncharacterized. The coding region runs from base 1 to 2439 and encodes 812 amino acids. The record is from RefSeq and is a predicted model, not a curated record. The transcript has 6 exons. Lineage: Eukaryota; Metazoa; Arthropoda; Insecta; Hemiptera; Aphididae.
AUGGUAUGGAAUGAGUCUCAAUGGAUCGAAUUUAAAGAAAAAUAUCCGUGGAUUGUUAGUGCAGAUGGAAAAUUAGGAUAUAUUGUCAAGGAAUCUAGUAAAAAACUAGAUCCUUCAACCGUUGGAAGUAGCCUGAAUGAAACAUUGAAAACAACUGCAGAGCUUCAAGGUGAUAGUUCAUGUUUAAGAGAACACCUGGACCUGAGUACAGUGGUGGAAGAAAUGUUGCCACGUACAGUGGAUGAUGAUCUCUUCAAAAAACCAACACAACAUGGAAUGGAAACAUUUUUAAAAAGUCAUCCACUGUUACCAAAAAUGAAUUUGUCAACUCCAUUUAAUUUUCAAAAAACUUUUUUUAGAAGUGAUGGAGUACAGCGCAUGUGGUUGACUUAUAAUAGUAAUUCUAAACAGUUAUUCUGUUUCUUGUGUCUAACAUUUUCCAAUGAAAGUAACUCAUUUACAACAGGUAUGAGUUCUUGGAAGUAUGUUUAUCAACGUAUCAAUGAACAUGAAGGAAGCAAAAUUCACAACCACUGUGUUGAAUCAUAUCUUUUAUUUACUCAAAAACGUGACAUUAACACUUUAUUAUUUUCUGUGCAAAAAGACAAAAGAAAGGAAGAAGUUAAAAAGAAUAGAGAGGUUUUUAAAAGGAUAAUAGAUAGUGUAAUAUUUAUUGGCAAACGUGGAUUAAGCUAUAGAGGUAAUAAGUUUGAGGCAGCUUAUUCUUUAAAUAAUUUGCAUGAUCAUGGAAACUUUUUGGAGUUAUUGUUAUUCUUAAGUAAUUAUGACUCAGUCAUUAAAGAUCAUUUAGAUACAGUUACUCAAAAAAGUAUAAAAGCGAAUAAAGCUGGUAGUAAAGGAAGAGGAAAUUCUCUUACAUUUAUUUCAAAAACUACAGUAGAUUAUGUAAUUUCAGCAAUAUCUUCGUUAAUCAAAAAAUCAAUCAGCGAAGAUGUGAACAAAGCUCAAAUGUAUUCAGUUAUGCUAGAUACUACACAAGACAUCGCUGCUAAAGAUCAAUGUGCAAUUGUUAUCAGAUAUGUUGGCAACAAUAGUGUGCAUGAAAGGUUAAUUUCAUUGAUAAAUUGUACAGAUACAACAGGUCAAGGUAUGUGUCAAUUACUUAAGGAUGUUUUAAAAUCAAAUGAUAUUAAUGUAAAAAAUUGUGUGGCAAAUGCCACAGAUGGUGCAGCAAAUAUGCAGGGUGAAUAUAACGGUUUUAAUGCAUGGUUAAAUGAAACAGCACCUAACCAAGUACAUGUGUGGUGUUACAGUCAUGUUCUCAACUUAGUAAUGUCUGACGCAUCAAAAUCACCUUUACCCGCAGCAGCAUUAUUUACCUUAUUGAAUAGCUUGGCCAUUUUUUUUAAAGAAUCAUAUAAACGCAUGGAAUAUUUUACUAAAAGAUGUACAAGCAAUCGUCGUUUGCAAUCAAUUGGUGAAACUCGUUGGUGGGGAAAAGAAAUUGCUCUUAAUAGAAUAUUUGGAAAGAUUAAUGAUCCGUCUAAAGGCAUGUACAUAGAAGUAAUAUUGGCAUUGAGUGAUGUAAUUAAUAGUGAUAAUUUCAAACCGGACAUUAAAGUUAAAGCUGAUCAUAUGAGAACGUCCCUUCUGAAAUAUUCUACUAUACUUACAGCAUUUAUUUAUAUUAGAAUUUUUAGUAUAACUGGUCCACUUUCUAAAUAUCUACAGACUAAAGAAAUGGAUCUUUUAAAAUCUCAAGAAUUAGUUGACACAGCUUUAGAAAAACUUAUUGAAAUUCAAAGAGAUAUGGAUGGAGUAAAAUUGAGUGGGGAUGUUUUUGUUCAACAGAUUAAAUCUGAAUUGAACAAAUUUAAUUUGGAUAUAGUUGUUGAAGAACAUUUCCCCAGAAUUAGAAGCCGGAAACGCAAAAUAUUGCCAGGAGAGAUGGUGGAAGAUUAUAUAAUUAAUAAUCAACUUCAAAAAUUUACCGUUGAUGUACAUAAUAAAAUUCUAGAUACUAUUGUAGAAAGUAUGAGAAGAAGGUUUCUAAAACAUCGAGACUUAUAUACUGAUUUAUCAUGCCUUUCACCUACAAACUUUAAAGAAAUAACUGAACAAGGACUAUCUAAUAUUGCAUUAACCACUUUAAAGAAUUGGAACAAAUUAAAAAAAAGUAUCCCUGAAACCUAUGCAACUAUUUAUAUGAAAAAUAAUAAUGAAGAAGAAGAUGAAGAAGUAUUAGUAGACACACAAACAAAUGACAAUGAUUCAACAACACUUUUCACAUGCGAAAGAUCAUUUUCACAACUAAAAAAUAUUAAAACAAGACUCCGUAGUCAGUUAACUGAUUCAAAGCUUGAAGCUUUUAUGAUGAUGGGUGUAGAAAAAGAAAAAUUGGCUUCUCUAGACCACGAUGAAAUCAUUAAAGUAGUCUCUCAACAAAGUGAUUUGCUGUAUAAAAGUCUAAUGUUUUAA